This is a messenger RNA of Sycon ciliatum, 1531 nucleotides long. RefSeq lists its product as uncharacterized. The record is from RefSeq and is a predicted model, not a curated record. The transcript is spliced from 5 exons. Lineage: Eukaryota; Metazoa; Porifera; Calcarea; Leucosolenida; Sycettidae. The coding region runs from base 61 to 603 and encodes 180 amino acids.
UCACUGCAGCUUUCCUGAAACAAUUUCAACGGAAAAGAACUGCGCUGCCUAAUCCGCGUCAUGAAAGGCCGUUGGACAGCAGCACGUCGUUCUGAAGAACGGAAGUGGAGCAAAGACAUAGACAAUAUUUACGACAACAGUGUUGGUGUGCGCCAACAUCUCCGCGCACGAGCUGGCGCGGUAAGAAAGGCCAUCGAGAUCCGCGAAGAGAGUCAGCCACCUGGAAGAAGUCGUCUUCAAUCAAACCUUUGCGAUUUGCCUCGCACGGGCUUGAAUCAAAUUUCGAGAGAAGAUUUGUACAUUGAGCUGGACUCUGUGCAUAUCAAAAUGUCAACGCCCGUUUACAAGCGAACCCAAACUAACAACCGAUUCGCGACCCUCUCCGAUAAUGAACACCCUGGAUCACCGAUUUCCGAAGGCUUAGAUCAAGACGCCAAACAAGACGAUUGCAAUCCCAAGAAGCGACAUGGGUCUGCAAAAUUCACUAUCAACGAUAUGUCUGGGCGCAGCCUCUGCAAUGUCAACCUGGGUUUUGUUGAACAUGCCAACAUGGUCUCCAUGGAGGAAUUGAUCGCCAUUCCGGCUACAUGCCGCAAGUUUUAGUGGGAAAAACGAGCGGCAUUGUGUAUCGUUGCGGGGAAGCGAAGCUGAUCGCACCAUGAGACCGAGUUUUGGUCGUCCAGACGCAUAGCUUCUUUUCCACCAAAAACAUUAAAACAUUUAGGCAAUAUCACAGGUUGCCAAAUGCCUUCUGCCAAAAUUUGACGCCUCAAUUAUCAAGAAUAAGGAUGCGUCUUAGACGCACUAGGCUGCGUCUUAGACGCACAAUCUAUUUAGUGAAGUAUACAGUACAGACAUAUCACCCCCUAACUUGAUCAAUACUCUUCCGAUUACAUACAUCUUUUGGAUUCCAACUCAGUAUGUAGUUUUGCAGGGCUGCUUAUUUUAUUCCUUGCAAGCCAAAGGUUGCUGUUUGGAGCCGGCCUAUUUUCAUUUCAGCUUAUAUUUACCAAAUUUUCCGGUUAUAAGCCGACCUUUUAUGAACUAAAACCCGAUAGAACCGAUAAAUCGAAGCCUCAAGUACUGUAAUUUCACAAAUUUUCGGUGUACUUUUAUUUUCGGUACUUUCGGUGCGUCUGCUUCAUACCUAAAAUUUCAAUACACCGAACAAACACUAACACACAUUCAAUAGGGAACUGCUUCUCUGUACCGAAAAUUUCUGUUCACCUAGCCUGGCCUGUUGCCCUUAUACCGAAAAUAUUGAGCACCGAAAAUUUCUGAAAUUAGAGUAUUGGGGUCGAAAAUAUGGCAGUAGUUGCAAAGCGGUAGAACAUUAUCAUUAUUUGGCCCAACAAGUGUAGUUUACAAAACGGCUGAGAGUUCUGCUGCAACAUCCCUAUAUUCCAACCCCUGUGAUAACCAAGACUAUACAAUCUAUUUGGGUCAAGACACGAGAAGUUCUCAUGUCUUAAAGAGUUCAAUUGGCUGCAGGACUCACGCCAUCAUUGUAUCCCAUGUGCAUGCCACAGUC